Messenger RNA from Macrobrachium nipponense, 1157 nucleotides. Its product is annotated as U-scoloptoxin(19)-Tl1a-like. The record is from RefSeq and is a predicted model, not a curated record. Bases 88 to 492 code for a protein of 134 amino acids. NCBI's taxonomy places the organism in Eukaryota, Metazoa, Arthropoda, Malacostraca, Decapoda, Palaemonidae. The transcript is spliced from 5 exons.
GCAUCCCACCUGAUUAUCCAACGCAUAACCUGAGACAACUGGAAGCACAUUUGACUGUUGCACACAGCUGACAACAACGGGAAGAAGAUGAACCGCCUCGGGGACAUGAUGAUCAAGCUAUUUUCUCUCUCCGUCUUCAUCGUCCUGCUCUUAGAGUGCCGUGCAGAGCCGGUGGCUUCAAUCGCUACUGAAGGUGAUGCCUCUGGCGAUUUUUCUCCCCGCCAGAUAUUCCCAGAGAAUCUUUGCUCUCGCAAGGGAGGAAUAUGUGGCCUCGAAUCCUUCUGCCCGCCUAAGGAUCAGUUCGCAGAGAAAGGACUUUGUCCUAAACAGCAGAACAAAGGAGUGGAAUGCUGUAAGACAGUGCCCCUGAACAUCAAAAACUGCCAAAAGCGGGGUGGAGAGUGUAUGUCCAAAGAUCAGUGCGGACGCGCCCCAAAGGAGCCACUUGGUGAAUGUCCCGCUAAUCAAGUCUGCUGCGUUAUGCUGAUGUAAAGACUACGACGGAUUGUGAACACAUCAUCACCAAAGGUUAAUGACUGGGCGAAACUCCAAUGAGAGAGAGAGAGAGAGAGAGAGAGAGAGAGAGAGAGAGAGAGAGAGGAGAGGAAACAUUACAAAACGUCAGCAAUUUGGUUGAGUGGUAACAUUCUUAUCUGCAUCCCGCCUGUGAUCCCUUUUCCUAACAUUACCCUCACACUAGAGCUUUCUUGCGUCUAUUUGCCAGCUGACAUAGCCAUCAAUUUUUGAUACACUAGAAUAUACAAUUUAAGCCGAAGGCCAAACAGGUCAUUCAGCACUGAAAGAAAAAUUGCGAGUCAGCGGUUUGAAAGGCGUAACAGGAGGAAAACCUCGAUGUUGCACUAAGAAACAAAGACGGAAGCAAGAAUAUGAAUGGAGUUACAGUAAAUGGAAUAGAAAGGGUCGCAGCUCGGUACCAAUAAGGAUGCUGCAAAGAACCUUAAGUAAUGGCUACAAUGCACAAUGUGAGGUGCACUGACGGGAACAACCUUCUACGGCGAUCAAUUGUUGAUGGUUUUGUCUGAUGAUAAAUAUUGUAAGAACUUAUUACCAAAAAUUAUUGCCUAAAUAAAUGCAAAUUUGUUAUAUGUACUGUCUUGUAUGUGUUGUUUUUGAAAUAAAAUUCAUACAAUUGUCGA